Aspergillus luchuensis is the source of this 912-nucleotide messenger RNA. RefSeq names its product putative CBF/NF-Y family transcription factor (gene cbfA). Gene Ontology annotation, cellular component: CHRAC; epsilon DNA polymerase complex. The transcript is spliced from 3 exons. The record is from RefSeq and is a predicted model, not a curated record. NCBI's taxonomy places the organism in Eukaryota, Fungi, Ascomycota, Eurotiomycetes, Eurotiales, Aspergillaceae. Gene Ontology annotation, biological process: DNA damage response; heterochromatin formation; leading strand elongation. Gene Ontology annotation, molecular function: chromatin DNA binding; protein heterodimerization activity. The coding region runs from base 1 to 912 and encodes 303 amino acids.
AUGCCCCGAAAAUCCACCAGCAGCAGCACGCCCGGCGAUGACGGAGCAGGAGCAGAACAAUCCCAAAUAUCCCAAAUACACCAUUCCCAAUCACCCUCAGAUAUCGUCCACCUUCCCGAAUCAACAGGACAGAUGGUCGAAGCGACAGAACAACAACUCAAGGCGCGGGCGGAGGGGGGUGUGAGUAUUGAGGACUACCUCCUUCCCCGCUCUCUCACCCUCCGACUAGCAAAAUCCGUUCUUCCUCCGAAUACAUCCAUACAAAAGGAUGCGGUAUUGGCGAUUCAGAAGGCCGCGACGGUGUUUGUGUCAUAUUUGUCGUCGCAUGCCAACGAAGCAACCCUCAAACGAACCGUCGCGCCAUCGGACGUCUUCAGCGCCAUUUCGGAACUAGAGUUUGAUGGAUUCCGCACACGAUUGGAGCAGGAGUUGGAGGCGUUUACGGAGUUGAAGGCGGGGAAGAGGAGGGGGAAGAAGGGGGAUAGUGGUAGUAGUGCUACUGCUGCUGCGGCGGCGGCGGAGGGAGUGGGGAAGGAUGCUGAGGAGGAAGAGGAAGAUGGGGAUAGAGGGGUGAAGAGGGUGAAGCGAGCAGAGGAGAAGAAGAAGAAUGGUAUUGGUGGUGGUGGUGGGGAGGAAGAGGAAGGGGAUGAGACGCAGGAGGAGCAUGAGCAGGAACAGGAGCAGGAUGAUGAAGAGGAAGAGGAGGAGGAAGAGGAAGAGGAGGAUGAGGAGGAAGAAGAAGAGCAGAAGGAUGAUGAUGAGGAGGAAGAGGAAGAGAAUGAUAUUGAUCGAGUGGAGGAUUUGGAUCGGGCGAAACGGCCGAUGAAUCCGGAUGUUGAGGGGGAUGAGUCGGACAGUGAGGAUGAGGAUGGGCCGGGGAGUCAGCUGCGAGGGGAUUUGGGACUGGGUUAG